UCGACGGAUAUUUGCGGAGCUAUCAAAUGUUCCAUCAACUCAAGCUUUUUUUUCCUAGUAUUGUUGUCGACUCCUGUUCAUUGUCGCGCAAAGGCGGGUCUCGAUCCUGGAUGAACUUCGUAAUGGGUAGCCAACUUCCACAUGAUGCAGACGCAACCAAUAAGUUCCCGUUCAAUCCACACAAACGGCUCAAGAUCAUAAUAAUUGGGGGCUCCUUGGGUGGACUAUGCACAGCACUUUCCCUUAAAUCACUCCCAUUGAAUCACGACAUCACGAUUCUUGAAAGGAAUCCAACGCCGCUUCUUCAUAACCAGGGGGCUGGAAUUGUUGCUGGCGGCGAUACACUUGCGUUCUUCAAGCGAUAUGAUCGAUGCAACAGAGAACUCGCCGUGUCUUCGCAAAGGCGACAGUAUCUGAAUCGCGAUGGCGAAAUCGUCCACAAGGAAGAUAUGGUGCAGAAUAUGACGAGUUGGGAUCUGGCGUAUUACAUUCUCAGAGCCAACGUAGAUGGCGUGAAGAGUGAAUACUGCGAAAUCCCGGCGGAAUUUGAAGGGGAGAAGAGAGUUCGACACUUGCACGAUCAUAAAGUAACGGGUAUCCGGGACGAGGGAGCAAUUGUGGUCGUGUCAUAUACAACAACUGGCGGCCAGAAAGAGGAGAUGGAAGCGGAUCUUGUGAUUGGUGCCGACGGACCCAGUUCGACUAUACGAUCGAUCCUACACCCUCCUACCCAACGCACCUACGCUGGGUAUGUUGCGCUUCGAGGCACUGUCCCAGAAGAAGACGUAACACCUAAAACGCGCGAAGCCUUCUCGGAACGUUUCACCUUCUUUCACACGCACGGUGUUCAGAUCCUCGCAUACCUAAUUCCUGGCUCAAAUGGUACCCUCGAACCGGGCAAGCGCCUCAUAAACUUUGUAUACUACACCAACUUUCCAUCGCAAUCUCUAGACGAGCCUUCUUCAGAGCUUGCGGAGCUGAUGACAGAUGUAGAGGGUGUGAGACACCGAAUCACAAUGCCGCCGGGAAAAACUGACCCCAAAGCAUGGGAGAAACAACGCGAGAUCGCGAAGCAAAAGCUCCCACCUCAGUUUGCUGAGAUCGUGAGAGCAACGAAAAAGCCGUUUGUACAGGCCGUUACCGAUGUGAUAUCGCCUACGAACGAGUUCAUGGGAGGAAAGGUCUUGUUGAUAGGUGAUGCUUUGGCUGGCUUCAGACCACACACUGUCGCGAGCACCAGCCAGGCCGCGUUCGAUGCUAUGAUUUUGGCAGAGAUGGUUGAAGGGAAAGUGAGUAGAGAAGAGUGGAAGAAGCAGACGAUGGCAUACGCUCGUACGAUCCAGAAACGAGGCGUAGACAUGGGUGAGCGGAGUCAGCACCAGGAUUUGCCUUUGGAGGAGCACAUAAUGGACCGAAAUCUCGCAUCAAAACCUAGACAAGAUGAGGUAUGGCCAGAUUGGGCAACUCAAGACAUUGAAUAG
Molecule: messenger RNA, 1481 nt
Organism: Periconia digitata
Lineage: Eukaryota; Fungi; Ascomycota; Dothideomycetes; Pleosporales; Periconiaceae
Source: the annotation of a GenBank genome assembly